AGGGGCACCGUCCAGGUCUCUUAUGGAGCAUCGGCAGUUGAGGCGGUGUCCUACCGCAAUGCAGAUGGACAACCCCUGCUUCGACGACGACGUCCGGAAGGGCGUGUACACGAUCGAGCGACUCCCAGACUGCGCGGCCAAGGCUGCCCAGACCGAAGGCCAGAGGACCCCCAGGUCGAAGGUGGCAACACUGGCGGCGGCCCUCCUCUUGGGCACCGUCAUCGUCCUCCUCACCACCGCGGCUCUAGUCUACACCCUCAGGUCCGUUCACACGAACUACCGCUCAAGCCCAGCAUCUACCAGCUCAUGGGCAUCUGAACUGAUUGUGAGCGGAGAAUUCAAGAUCAUGAACGAACCUUUCAGAUCAUCACUGUACAAUUUGUUCUCGCCUGACUUCAAACAGCUCUCGAAGCGAAUAGAGAACGAAUUGGAACUUCUGUUUGCCAAUUCUGUUCUGUGGGCAGAAAUGCAAGGGGUUGCAGUGACCAGUUUCUCGCCAGGACUCCAGGUCAGGUGUAGCCUUGCCCUCCAACCUAAAGAUAGCCUCACAAUAGGAAAAAUAGGUUUAGCUUUUCUUGGGGGCUUGAAUCACUCGCAUGGUCACCUAUGGCUUGGUCCUUUCACUAUUGAUGUUCUCUCAAUUGGAUUCCAAGCCAGGACAGAUGAGGUCUCUUGGUCACAGUGGUCAGAUUGGAGUGAUUGCAUGCUGUUUGGGGCGGAUGAAUUAGUGAGAACAAGAAGAAGGGUUUGCCUUAGCUUGGAUGGCCUUAAACUGAGCAGAUCUGAGCCAUGCCAAGCCAUAUCCAAACAGGAUACCAAGGACAUUGAGUUCCAGCCUUGCAUUACUACAACGCCUCCACCAACAUUGCCCACUGCAGAAAUGAUCUCUUCUUCAAAUAAGGAUUUGGCUACACCUGAAACCAAGCCUUCAAAUACAAGUCAAAUGACAACUACACCUUUUAAAACAUCAGAAACUACUACUACUAAUAGUACUACUACACCUACUACUACGACUACAACUAAUAGAACAGAAUUACCUACCACUACGAGUUCUACAACAACAACUGCUAAACCGACUUCCACACGUUCGCCACCAUUGAGUUUGACAUCCACAAUUACAGAAGCAGGAGGUUGUUCAUUGUGCACCAUAGGUGAAGUUUGCCUAGCCCUGGAAGGUGAUACUGUACCAACAUGUAAAGCUAUAAUUGACCAAAAGGACCCUACGGGUUGCGGAGGUUUGUGCCAACUGGGCACUGAAAUUUGUCAUAGGUUGGGGCAAGGGGCUUAUAGGUGUGUGGAUGAUUCAAAAUGCUUGGAAAACGAAUGGCAGUGUGGAAACUCUCUUUGCAUUCCGCUUAUAAAAAGGUGUGACGGUCACUUCAAUUGCUAUGAUCACACAGAUGAAAACAAUUGUGAUUGCGACCUUGAUACUCACUUUCAGUGCGGUAAGAAUCUUUCUUGCCUACCAAGAACUAAAAGAUGUGAUGGGAUUGUUGAUUGUUGGGAUGCUGCUGAUGAAUCAAACUGCACCAUAGCCUGUUUGGAUGAAACACAGUUCACCUGCAACGACAGUCAGUGUAUUCCUAGUAAAAAUUUUUGUGACGGAUUUGUUGACUGUAAAGACCAUUCGGACGAACCAUUUGGGUGUGGUGGAGUCUGCAAAAAUCAUGAAUGGAGAUGCAGGUAUGUCGAUUUAGUUUCAUGCUCUUUCAUAUUCAUGUGGCAGUGCUAAUGAAAACAAAAUGUUAAUUUCACUAAUUGCAUUACAGUAAUGGACGUUGCAUAGUCAAGAGAGAUGUUUGCAAUGGGCAUGACGAUUGUGGAGACAACUCAGAUGAGAUGAAAUGCGGAAAGAGGAGGGGAGGAAACAUAUAGAAUAUAUUACACUUAUUCUAAACCAUGGCCAAAGAUUAUUAAUGAAACCUGUGGUACUGCAUUUGUUUAGUCGUAUAAGAAAAUAUAAAAUAAAUAAGAAACUUAAUGACAAAUUUUAGAAAAUUUUAACAAAAUCUAGGCUUUUAAAGCGUUUUAAAAAUUUGUUUUAAUGUAAAUAAAGUCUUCCCUUCAUAAAUGAAUUGAAAAUGAGUUAUAUUCGCUCAACACAAUUUCUUUGUAUAGAUAUCAUUAAAGUGUACUUAAAUUAUUUGUAGAAUUUAAUUUUAAAGUUUAGAUUUUUAUUGAACUUCCUGUUUUAGUGAGCUUGAUGUAAAUAUAGCAGUUAGUAUAGUUUCAUAUUUAGAUAAUACAAUUUUUUUUUUUUUUUUUUUAUUCAUACAAUUUCAUCUAGUGACGCUGAGUCAGGUAUUAUUGUAAAUUAUAUUUUUGUAACAUAUUAUUCUCGAUUAUAUUUCUGUAUGUACUUCCGUCCUAAAUUACUUACUAUAAAUUAAAUCGCUAAUAUGUAAUUAUAAUCUAAUAAUAAUAAAUUUAUUCGUAAACCUAAUUAGGUGAAAUUGAAUGUUCUAUUUCAAUUGUAUGUUAGUUACCCUGAUAAAUACAUAAAUUUAAUUAACAUUAUUUGCCAAGUUUGUCUAGCUGAAGUUAUUAGUUCCUUAUAUGUCAAAAGGCAUUCGAAAAUUAUGAAUAAACUUAUAUUUCUUUUUUUAAGAGAUUUAUUUCCUACUAUCCUCACAAAAAUUUGGAACUAAUUACAAAAGAAUGUCCAAGUUAAGUUUGCCUGGAUUCAAAUAUUAUUGUGUUGAUGAAAACUGACAAAAAUUGUUCAACUAUCAAAUAUAACAAAGGCAAAAUCAUAGAUGGGACAAAUAAAAUCUGUAUAUUGACUUUAUAGAUAAAUUGGUACAGUAGAUUUUAUAAAUAGAUGUGACUCUGAAUACUUCACUGUUUUAUAUCAUAGGAUAAUAAUCUCUUUCAAGAUUUAAC
Nezara viridula (southern green stink bug) is the source of this 2883-nucleotide messenger RNA. NCBI's taxonomy places the organism in Eukaryota, Metazoa, Arthropoda, Insecta, Hemiptera, Pentatomidae. The record is from the annotation of a GenBank genome assembly.